AUGGUGGCCCCUCGGAAUACCGCGUAUGCGGAGGAGAGCGCCGAGGUGGAAGUUCUCUAUGCCAACCUCGAGAAGCUCAAUCGCCUUACGAAAAAGAUCCAGGGUUCUCUAGUGCGGCUAGAAACCGGUGGCAAGGUCGUCAAGGAGGCUAUCGGGCCGAUCUACAGCAACACACAGUCACUUCAGAUCACAAACAGCAAUAUUGACAAAGUCAACGAUGCCAUUGAUCGCUUACGUCAACCUCUUGACGCGAAGAACCGCGAGGAAGGCAUUAUCCGUGCUGGUCCGCAGAGUGCCGGUAUCAUGCAGUAUCUUUCUGCAAUGAAGCGAGUUGAGAAAGCGCUGGUCGACCUCAACGCGACGAACCUCAGAUCGAAUCAAAAAGCUAUGUCCGACUUCAACGCUCUCCUCAGUACGGGGAGUAGUAUGUUGCAAGAUACUUUCAGAGCUGAGCUGGGACAGCAUGCAAACCCGAUUGAACCGCUUCAUUAUCUCACAAAAGACUUACCUUUCCCAUCCUUGCCGGAAGACACAGUGGCACAGCUAGCACCGCUUUGCUCUGCUAUUAGCUCGGCCGCGAUUAUUGGGCCUCAGCGCGGUAAAGGUGACAGCCCCGCUAUAAAGAUCUACGGAGACGUCCGUGGACCAUACAUUACUGGCAGCCUCCAGAAUUUGUCCAUUGCAUCCCUCAACACAGUGAAGAGACGACCAACAGACGGGCCUUACAAGCAAGGGACAAAUGGAAUAGGAAUUUAUUCGAAUGCUUUGGAAGCUUUCAUAGUCGCCGAACAUGGAGUUAUUGUUCAAAUCUUCCCCGGCGAUCAACAGGGACUCACACUCCAGGCGACGUUCCUCGGUGCAAUGGGAGAGUAUUCAAAGACCCUGCGGGAAUUGAAUCAAUACAUCAAGGCCAACCUGAUGACCGAUUGCUUUUUGGCCUUUGAAAUUAUCGAGAUCGUAACGGCAAUGUCAUACCGAAUUGAUUCCAAGACCGCCGAGCUCAAAAGUCUACUGAUUGAGGCCUUGCGGCCUGUACGCGAGACCGCAAAGUUUUCGCUUUCGGAGCUGAUCGAAGAGACAAAGCGCAGAGCCACCAACGCGCAGCUUCCCGCGGAUGCUGGAUCGAUACCUCUGGUAGACGAAGUGAUGAGCUCUUUGUCUACUUUGACUGGAUACUCGGGACCUCUAGCGUCUAUCUUGACUUCGCUCGGAGAUGGCAACUGGCGGUCCGAUGCCAAUGCCCCCGGGACCGCUGCGCUGGACGUUGGGCCCAACAGUGACACGUUGCUCUCCCAUUUCAUCAUGGAUAUGCUCGAGGCCCUCAUGGGCUCACUCGAGCUACGUGGACGAGCCUUCCAUCGAUCAAAGGUCGCAAUUGGGGUGUUCAUGUCCAAUGUCUUCUGCGUUGUGGACCGGUGCAUUCGGUCAAAUAAUGAGCUUGCGCGUCAUCUGGGCGACUCAGAGUGCAUUGCGCGAAUCGAUGGUUUCCGCAAACGUGCAACCUCAACAUAUCUCGAUGCCUGGAAGGACACGUCCCAGUGCCUGCUGGAUGUGCAGUAUACGUCCCGAACGGGCGCAAGACCUAGCUCCGGCGGAGCAGUUGAUUCUGGUGCCAUUGUGAAGAGCUUGUCUUCACGUGACAAGGACGCCAUCAAGGAGAAAUUCAAGGCGUUCAACGCCAGUUUCGAGGAAAUGGUUUCUCGCCACAAGAAUAUCCACAUGGAGCGCGAGGUGCGCUCUGUUCUCAUCCGGGAGCUUCAGGGUCUGUUGGAGCCGCUUUACUCUCGGUUCUACGAUCGCUACGUUGAGAUUGAUAAAGGUCGAGGCAAGUAUAUCAAAUACGACAAGGCUAGCCUUGCUGUGCAGUUGUCGCAGCUGUCCCCCGCUAAGCCCGAUGAUCGCAUGCAAAAUUUCCAAGGUCAUCCCACGUCUUUUGCUCUUGUGACUCCCAAAUCAAACUUGUGGCUCGAUCCGAUAUUGUCUCGAAAUCCAAUUCGGACUGCCAUCAUGUCUUCCAGCAAUGAUAUCUACCAGACUCCUCUCAACUCGCGCUAUGCGAGCACUGAGAUGAAGUAUCUGUUCUCCCCACGCAUGCGCUUCUCUACAUGGCGUAAGCUUUGGAUUUGGCUCGCUGAGUCCCAAAAAGAGCUCGGCCUCCCUAUCACCGACGAGGCCAUCGAACAGAUGAAGGCCCAUGCUACCAUCCAAGAUGAUGAGUUCAAGGUUGCUGCCGAGGAGGAGAAGCGCCGCCGCCACGACGUGAUGGCCCAUGUUCACGCUUUCGGUCAGGUUGCCCCCGCCGCCGCGGGCAUUAUUCACUGGGGUGCCACUUCCUGCUACUGCACUGAUAAUGCCGAUUUGAUCUUGCUUCGCGAUGGUCUGGACAUCCUUAUUCCCAAGCUUGCGGUCGUCAUCGACAAGCUGUCUCAGUUCGCACAGCAAUACAAGGACCUGCCUUGCUUGGGCUUCACCCACGGUCAGCCCGCACAGCUUGUGACCGUUGGUAAGCGUGCGUGCUUGUGGAUUCAGGAUCUACUGAUGGACCUGCGCAACCUCGAGCGUGCCCGUGAUGAUCUACGCUUCCGUGGUGUCAAGGGUACCACCGGUACCCAGGCUUCUUUCUUGCAGAUCUUUGAGGGUGACCAUGCCAAGGUUGAGAAGCUGGAUGAGCUCGUCACCGAGAAGGCCGGGUUUAGCUCUGCCUUCAUCAUCUCUUCUCAGACCUACUCCCGCAAGAUCGAUGUGGACGUUGGCAACGCCCUCGGUUCUUUUGGUUCCACUUGCGAGCGCAUUGGUAUUGACAUUCGUCACCUGGCCAUGCUCAAGGAGGUUGAGGAGCCGUUCGAGAAGGACCAGAUUGGUAGCAGUGCCAUGGCUUACAAGCGUAACCCUAUGCGUUCUGAGCGUCUCUGCUCCCUCGGUCGCCACCUCCAGAACUUGCCCAAGGAUGCCUUGGACACCUACUCUGCUCAGUGGUUUGAGCGUUCAUUGGAUGACAGCGCGAUCCGCCGUAUCAGCAUUCCUGAGCUUUAUCUCACCGCCGACGCCUGUCUCAUCCUCCUGAACAACGUCAGCUCUGGAUUUGUCGUCUACCCGGAGGUGAUCAAGCGUCGUGUUAACGAUGAACUUCCUUUCAUGGCCACUGAGAACAUCAUCAUGGCCUGUGUGAAGAAGGGUCUGUCUCGUCAAGAUGCCCAUGAAGAGAUCCGUGUUCUCUCCCACCAAGCUGCCGACAACGUCAAGAAACAUGGCAAGGACAACGACCUUCUUGACCGGAUUCGCCGCACACCUUUCUUCAACCCCAUCCUUCCAGAGCUGGACAACCUCCUGGAUGCGACCACCUUUGUGGGCCGCGCUCCUCAGCAAGUGGAGAAGUUCACCACCACCGAGGUCGCUGCUGCCGUCAAGCCCUACGCCUCUCACAUUGCCAAGGGCGAGACCUCCUCCCUGUAUGUCUAG
Molecule: messenger RNA, 3459 nt
Organism: Penicillium oxalicum
Lineage: Eukaryota; Fungi; Ascomycota; Eurotiomycetes; Eurotiales; Aspergillaceae
Product: Exocyst complex protein exo70
Exons: 12
Coding region: 1-3459 (1152 amino acids)
Biological process (GO): exocytosis; 'de novo' AMP biosynthetic process
Cellular component (GO): exocyst; cytosol
Molecular function (GO): phosphatidylinositol-4,5-bisphosphate binding; (S)-2-(5-amino-1-(5-phospho-D-ribosyl)imidazole-4-carboxamido) succinate lyase (fumarate-forming) activity; N6-(1,2-dicarboxyethyl)AMP AMP-lyase (fumarate-forming) activity
Source: RefSeq, a predicted model, not a curated record